GUGAUCGGAGGGAGCUAGCUAGGGGUCGCUGUCGUUGGCGGGUGCGGGGAGGUGGCGGUUACGGCGAAGAAGGCCAAUAGAAAAACGCGGGGCUCCGCCGCGUCGCUCUCCGGCCGCGGUGCUCCUGGAUUGUAGCCAGCCUUGGCCCGCAAUCCGUCCGCGCUUUCCGGCCGCGUCCCCUUCCCCUGCCCUCCGCGCGCGCCACCCACCUCGGUCGCGCCCAGGCCAUCACCACCACCGCGCGCGGGAUAUAUAGACCCCGCCGCGGCCUCGUCCCUCCUCAUGCGAUCGAUAUAGCUGCUCCAUCCGUUUGAAGGCUGGCUGCUGCUGGCCGAGGGAGGCGCUGCAUGCUGCUGCAAGCUACGAAGCAGUAGCAAUUGCAGGCGCGCGCGCACAAGUUCAUAUUAACUUGCUACCAGUUCGGGAGCUAUACUUUGAUCCGCGGAAGAAGAUGGACGCAUUCUCCCAUGUCCCGCCAGGUUUUCGUUUCCACCCUACUGACGAGGAACUCGUGGAUUACUACCUUAGGAAGAAGGUAGCACUGAAGAAGAUAGACUUGGACGUCAUAAAAGAUAUUGAUCUGUACAAAAUUGAGCCUUGGGACCUACAAGAACAAUGCAAGAUUGGAAACGAGGAGCAGAACGAGUGGUACUUCUUCAGCCACAAGGACAAGAAGUACCCGACGGGCACACGCACCAACAGGGCGACCACUGCCGGCUUUUGGAAGGCCACCGGGAGGGACAAGCCGAUCUAUGUCAAGAACUGCCUUGUUGGGAUGAGGAAGACGUUGGUUUUCUACAGGGGCCGGGCUCCCAACGGACAGAAGUCGGACUGGAUCAUGCACGAGUAUCGCUUGGAGACCAACGAAUACGGAGCUCCCCAAGAGGAAGGAUGGGUGGUCUGCAGGGUGUUCAAGAAGCGAGUCGCGGCGGUGCAAAGGGCGGCCGGCGACGGCGGCGACUCACCUUUCUGGUUCAACGAGCACGUCGCGUUCAUGGCGCCGGCGCCAGGCCUCGACUCGCCGUACCAUGGCCACCGCCAGAGCCACCCUUGCAAGCUGGAGGUAGAGUAUCACCACCACCUCCUUCCUCAGGAGGCGGCGCCGUUCAUGCACCUCCCAAGGCUGGAGAGCCCCAAGCUACCGGCCGCCGACAUCAUUGUCGCCACCGCAGCGUCGUCCGCUCUCCAGCCGUGCGGCCACACGACGGCGCAGCAGCUGCAGCUGCAGAUCGAGCCGGUCUACGUGACGGCCGAUGCGUCGGCAGCAGAUUGGAGGGAUCUUGACAAGCUGGUGGCGUCUCAGUUCGGCCACGGCGACUCGACUGCGAAGGAGCCCAGUUACUGCAAUCCGGUGCAGGUGUUUCAGGUCGAGGGGAAGCAGGAGGAUAGCUUGGAUUACGUGUCCACGUCUGCCUCCUGCGGAGGGGAGGAGGAUUUGUGGAAAUAGCCGCGUGAAUGAUGCAAAACACAUACUAACAUAUACGCCAUUGUAUACAGCCUAAUAACAUUGCGGUGUGAUUUGAUACAGUGUAUAAAUAGCUAGCAUUGUCAUGGUAAUUACCAACUGCCCAUCUAUAUAUACUAAUAAAGUAUAACCGAAGUGGUUAUACAUGCAUGCAUGAUUAAUUAAUUUGCCAUCAAAUCUUCCGUGU
Molecule: messenger RNA, 1652 nt
Organism: Oryza sativa Japonica Group (Japanese rice)
Lineage: Eukaryota; Viridiplantae; Streptophyta; Magnoliopsida; Poales; Poaceae
Product: NAC domain-containing protein 7
Biological process (GO): regulation of DNA-templated transcription
Molecular function (GO): DNA binding
Source: RefSeq, a predicted model, not a curated record